AUGAGGAAAGCGGCCUUCACCAGUCAGCCUAGCACUUCCAAGCGCGGCAGGUCCGUCAAGAGCGAGUCGAUCUCAGUUGGACAGCAAACGCGCAUCAGCAAACGGUUUUUCCGCAUUCCCUUUCUUGCCAUAGGCGUUCAGUUCGAGUAUGGCAACAUUCACCCCGACAACGUGCUCCGCGGACUCGUCGAGCGCCUGUCCCUCACAUCCUCUUCCAGCCCGACAUUCGCACCGGCAUGGCAGGCUGCCCUUGAGGGAACCCAAUUCCUUAACCGUCACCGACUCCUCGUCGCCCUAGAAGAUGACAAGGGUGCCAUCCUUUGCCAGCGCGAGCUGGCAUUCGCGAGCAUGUUCCUGCUCCAUCCUAGCAAAUUUGACACGGCUCCGGAGAUCGCUCUGUCCGGGUGGUACCGUGCCGAAGGCCUGACAGGGAUUACGGACUAUGGCCUGUCCAACAGAACUCGUGCGCUCGCCAUGAUGGAGCUCAAGGAGCUCAACAAGACAUGCAUCCGCAGCUUGGUUGAUGAACUGAGUGGCGCCUCCGCCGCGAUAAUAUCACCCGCUCACCCGAAACCCGCACCGGUCCCACAGCUAGCCAACCUCACCAUUAUCCAUGGCAAGGCCACUGGCUUUCAAGACAAACAAACCAGCACGGACGCUGGCCAGAUCUUGGAAGAGAUGGUGCCCAACGAGACCUCCUAUUGCUUAUACGGGGCUGUCCGUGAAGUAACGUUGACAAAGAUGACUUUGCCCACCAUCAUUUAUGUGUCGCAAGUGAUCCCCUGCCAAGGCAUUGACCGAACCAUUACAAACAAGGACACCGGCCAGGCUUGCACUAUCCAUGUCACUCUCACAGUCCUGUACGUGGCCCUCGGCUUCGUUUCCCCUGCAGAACCGGCGCUGUUCUCGCGUGGCAAGACUUUCGCAUCCUCAUGGCGCUUCUCAAGAAGCCCGAAAUGGACGCCGACUGGGUCAAUGCGCUGA
This is a messenger RNA of Cutaneotrichosporon cavernicola, 984 nucleotides long. RefSeq lists its product as uncharacterized. Lineage: Eukaryota; Fungi; Basidiomycota; Tremellomycetes; Trichosporonales; Trichosporonaceae. The transcript has 2 exons. The coding region runs from base 1 to 984 and encodes 327 amino acids. The record is from RefSeq and is a predicted model, not a curated record.